CCCGUAAGAUUUCCAACGAUCUUAUCGAGUCUUGAUAAUUCAAAGUUUUAUUGUCUUUAUUGACUAAGGAGUAAUCAAAGAAUUAAAUUUAUUGUGGUAAGCAGAUAUAAAAUGGUUCAAUGCGAGGUGAAGCCAUAACAAUAAAAAGGGAAAAAAUAUUCAUUGUGGAAGUUAGCACAGCAGAGGAGUUUAUUUUAUGGUUGGACUUUUUCCUUUCAUAUUAAUAAGUACAAGAGUAGACAUUGAUAAGAUAUAUCCAUUUAUUCAAAAUAAGCUUCAACUGCCAAGAAGUUUGCUGCUUAAUCCUUCCAGUGACUCAAAGUUUUCGUUCUUUUGGAUUAGCACCAGACCGUUCUUCACCUUCGCGAUGGUUAUCUCAAAUACUUUUUGCGGGAAUAUAAUGGCUUUGUUUGUUGCUGCAACAAUUGUUUUAUGUUGUCAAAGUCAGUUGAUCCCUGAAACACCUCACGUUGUUGUUUGUCAAGAUGGGACCGGGGAUUUCAAGACUAUAACUGGAGCAAUACUUGCAGCCCCGAAUAAGAGUGUCCAACCAUACUAUAUCAAGAUUAAACAAGGCACAUAUCGGGAAUACAUUUUAGUUGAUAAAAAAAAGACGAAUAUAGUAUUGAUCGGAGAAGGAAUGGGUAUUACAAUAAUAACGGGUAAUAGAAGCCUCUACGCCGGCAAUAAAACAUAUGACACCGCAACAGUGGCGGUUCGUGGGAGAGGCUUCACAGCCCAAGACAUCACCUUUAGGAAUGAUGCUGGACCGGCAGAGUAUCAAGCAGUGGCGUUAAGAGUAGAAGCAGAUUUGUCUUCUUUCUAUAGAUGUCGCUUUGAUGGGUAUCAAGACACUCUAUAUGUCAAAAGGAACCGUCAAUUUUACAGUGAUUGUGAAAUCUAUGGCACGGUAGACUUCAUUUGCGGUAACGCAAAGGCCUUAUUCCAAAACUGCUUAAUUGAAGCAUACAUUCCAUUGGCCAGGCAGCAUAACACAAUCAUAGCACAAAAGAGAGAUUUUAAGAAAAAUGCAACCGGAAUAGUACUUCAAAAUUGCACUAUAAAGGCAACCCGAGAUUUGGAGAAUAUGGAUAACGUCACCACCUAUUUAGGUCGACCAUGGGGUAAAUACUCUAGGGCAGUGGUCAUGGAAAGUUACAUUGACCACUUCAUAAGUCCUAAAGGAUGGAUCAAAUGGACAAAAUCUGCAAAGAAACCCAUUGUUCAUCGCCAUCCAUAUUUUCUGGAGUACAAGAAUAGAGGACCGGGUGCUGUUACCCGAGAUCGUGUGACAUGGGCAUCCCAUACUACGAAUCCAAGCAUUGCCUCACAUUUUACAGUUAGGAACUUUAUAAAUGGUGACAAGUGGAUUCCCACCAAUAUCCCAUAUUAUUUAGACUUUUCAUAAACAAUAUUAGGGUUGUGUUUGUUAUAAUUAUCAUAUUACAAAAAUAGUCAAUAUAUGUUCUUAUCUUGUUGCAUCAA
Solanum pennellii is the source of this 1485-nucleotide messenger RNA. Its product is annotated as pectinesterase-like. Gene Ontology annotation, biological process: cell wall modification. The record is from RefSeq and is a predicted model, not a curated record. The coding region runs from base 197 to 1408 and encodes 403 amino acids. Gene Ontology annotation, molecular function: pectinesterase activity; pectinesterase inhibitor activity. NCBI's taxonomy places the organism in Eukaryota, Viridiplantae, Streptophyta, Magnoliopsida, Solanales, Solanaceae. The transcript has 4 exons.